Messenger RNA from Penicillium diatomitis, 1407 nucleotides. Its product is annotated as glycoside hydrolase family 76 protein. Lineage: Eukaryota; Fungi; Ascomycota; Eurotiomycetes; Eurotiales; Aspergillaceae. The record is from RefSeq and is a predicted model, not a curated record. Gene Ontology annotation, biological process: carbohydrate catabolic process; fungal-type cell wall biogenesis. The coding region runs from base 1 to 1407 and encodes 468 amino acids. Gene Ontology annotation, molecular function: mannan endo-1,6-alpha-mannosidase activity. The transcript has 4 exons.
AUGCAUAUGCCUGGUUCUUUUUCAAUAUGCGCAGCUGUCCUCUAUGCGCUGACCCUCGGAGGCUACUCAGCUCACGCCAUCCAACUGGAUAUCCAUAAUGAACAAUCGAUCAAAGAUGCCGCGGCAACAGCAACAUGGGGGAUGAUGACAUAUUACCACGGUAAUGAGACGGGACAGAUUCCCGGCGCAUUUCCUGACAAAUGGUGGGAGGGGUCAGCCCUGUUCUAUGCGCUUCUGAAUUACUGGCAUUUUACCGGCGACACAACCUACAAUGACGAAUUGAGUGUCGGAUUACAGUGGCAGUCUGGGUCCAAUGGCGACUACUUACCGAGUAACUACAGUCAUUUCCUGGGAAAUGACGACCAAAUGUUCUGGGGUCUCGCCGCCAUGACUGCAGCCGAGCUCAAAUUCCCCGACGUUAAACACGGCUUCUCCUGGCUCUCGCUUGCCCAGGGAGUCUUCAACUCGCAAAAGGGCCGCUGGAACACGACAAUGUGCGGCGGGGGUUUGACGUGGCAGAUGUUUCCCUAUCAAGGUGGUGGAUACACAAUGAAGAACGCCAUUUCGAAUGGCGGCUUCUUCCAGCUUGCGGCUCGAUUGGCCCGGUAUACGGGCGAUUCGGAAUACUCAGACUGGGCGAAGAAGACAUGGGACUGGUCGUGCAGCACGCCGCUGGUCAACAACCAAACUUGGCUGGUAUUGGAUUCGACCGAGGGAACGGAUGGCUUCACAGCGGAGCCAAGAUGGCUUUUGGAAUUCUGGACCCGAUGCCCCUCCGACAUUUUUGAACUGUACCGUGCUGACAUCAUCCUCUUCUCUUUCCGCACCAAGACCGGCGAUCAACAAUGGUACACCGCGCUGGACGGUCUCCUCAAUCGCACCCUUGCCACCUUCUUCCCCGAGAAAACCGGCUACGUCAUGGAGGAAAUUCUCUGCGAGCCUCGCCAAAUCUGCAACAACAACGAGGUUCUUUUCAAGGGCCUCCUCUCCACCUGGUUUUCCUACAUCGCAAUCAUCGUCCCCAGCACAUACGACCGCAUCAUGCCCAAACUCCAAAUCGCCGCCGUCGCCGCCGCCGCCUCCUGCACUGGACAGGGCAACAAUGCCUGCGGUGUGCGCUGGUACGAAUCCAAAUACGACGGUCACCCGGGCAUGGAGCAACAGAUCAGCGUGAGCCAGGUGCUCAGCGCCAACUUGUUGCCGUUUGUGCAGACCAGCAAGUCAGUCGCGCCGGUGACCUCCAGCACAGGUGGUGAUAGUCAAAGUAAUCCAGAUGCCGGUCUGACAAACCCAGUUGUUAAGAAGGGGCCGGACCCCAUCUCCACGGGUGACAAAGCCGGCGCGGGAAUCUUGACGGUCGUGCUGGCUGUGACCUGGGCUGCAAUGAUGGCGUAUGCUGCGAUCUAG